This is a messenger RNA of Aspergillus bombycis, 2601 nucleotides long. RefSeq names its product putative C2H2 finger domain protein. NCBI's taxonomy places the organism in Eukaryota, Fungi, Ascomycota, Eurotiomycetes, Eurotiales, Aspergillaceae. Gene Ontology annotation, molecular function: chromatin insulator sequence binding. Gene Ontology annotation, biological process: regulation of transcription by RNA polymerase II. The record is from RefSeq and is a predicted model, not a curated record. Gene Ontology annotation, cellular component: chromosome. The transcript is spliced from 7 exons. Bases 1 to 2601 code for a protein of 866 amino acids.
AUGAGCGAGCCCAACCCCAAAAGACUAGCUUGGGAUAACUCCGGGGAUAUCCUCCAAGGCAUGCUGGACCGGCAAGUCGCACCAACCUCAGCGCAGUUAGAGUACUCGUCGGAUGGACUUUUAGCCUCUGAGUACGCUCUAAGCGAUCCGGCGUCUUUUCUAGGCCUGCAAUUCGGUCCUGACUCUGCAGUAAUCCCGCACAGCCAUCUAUCUAUGCUCAACCAAUGGCCGCCACAUCACCAGCAAACAUCGUCACCGCCGCCUCAACCCAGCUUGGAUGUUUCUCAGUACCAUCACCCGCGGUUAAAGAGCAGCCAAGAUGCGUGGAACCCGCUUCAAGUGACGGGCGUGCCGGUAAACACGUCGUUAUGGGGGUUCCCUAACGCUAAUAACCUCCAGCAGACGUCUGAUGGUGGCCGCAAAUAUUCGACGGGGCAGUACAGCGCAACUUCCGAGAAUGACAGUCACUAUAACGGCUUCCACCCCUCGGACUCGGGAUACUGCAGUCACAGCUGUACCACGCGUUCGGUCACCACGUCGUCUUACGCGGUUGAUUCCGUCAGCAGCCCAUUCUUAGCACCGCAUGAACAUGAAAAUGAAGAUCGAUCGUCGAUAUUAGAUCUCGGUCCAUCCCACUGUGGCGACACAGUCGUCGAUCCGCUGGAGAUGGCAGAAUCAUCAUCUUUGAUGUGUCAUGAUAUGAUUACAUGUGAUUAUCCCAACUGCCCUUGGACGGGCAAGUGUCCAUCCGACAAGAGGAAGCAUGAAGCGAGACAUAGAAAACUCUUCAAAUGCGACGAGCCUGGCUGUACGCGGAAGGAAGGCUUCGGUACCAUCAAUGAUCUUGCACGGCAUAAAAAGUGUGUCCACAAACAGGAGCCAGAGCGCGGUCCCAAAGUGCUGUAUAUGUGUUUUGGGCGCAACUGUCCACGCCGAGGUAAGGAAUGGCCCCGGUUGGACAACUUCCGUCAGCAUCUCUCCCGGAUGCAUAAUGACGAGGAUACCAAUGAACUACUGAAGAGGUCGCAUGAUUGGUAUGAGUCUUGUGUAAAGCCACGAGCUGAGUCUUCAUCCUUUGCCGAUCACUUCUCGGAUGAGGUUACGGUUGCUGCUUCUGAUUCAGAGUAUGUCAGGAGGGAUUCUGGUCAGGACCUCUACAGUUUGCGGUCUCCAGAUACGCCUGUCUUUAGGCCAUCUAAUCAGUCGGGCCUCCAACCAAUUAAGAACUCCCAAACUCAACGAAGAUAUUCUACCUUGGAUAGUACACCAAGACUCCCUGCAAGAGAUACUGCGCAGCGCCUUGAACUACCGGCUCUGACGACCCUCAAUCUGAGCUCAAACACGGACCUAGAGCCUUCCACCCCUUCUCGGCUGGGACACGCUCAACCUGACAGAAUGGAAAAUAUGGUAUCCGAAAUGGCUACCAAUAUGGUCAACGUCAUGGCAAGCAUGAUGAACAGCAGUAGCAGCGAUAGCGGUAACAGUCAGCGCAGACAUAGCCACCAUAUGGGCGACAAAGUAGAGACACUUGAGCGAAAUAACGGACUGUCCGUUGAGAAGCGGGAGAUGAUGCAGAAGAUACUAUCUGCAGCUCUAGACCAGGUGUCCGGAAACCCAGAAUCUAGUCAGGCUGAUUCACAGACGAUGCCUGACAGUAAGUCCGACAAGAAAGGUUGGAUACAAUGCGAAUUCUGCACGAAGCGCACGCGUUUGCGCUGUGAAAUGAAGAAACAUAAGAAGCGCCAUGAGCGACCGUAUGGUUGCACAUUCGAAAAAUGCAGCAAGACCUUCGGUAGCAAAGCCGACUGGAAACGACACGAGAACUCCCAGCAUUUCCCCUUGCAGAGUUGGCGCUGCACCCUUCCCGAUGCUACGCAAGGGGAUCAAUCCUGCGCUCGCCUAUUCUAUGACCAAGGAGAAUAUACCCGUCAUCUGAAAAAGCAUCAUCAUGCAGAAGAUAAAGAGGUACAGACUGCACUCUCCAAGAAUAGCAUCGGUCCGCAUGGACAGUCGCAAUUCUGGUGCGGCUUCUGUCGUGACAUCAUCCCAUUAAAAGGUCAAGGCCUUGCUGCAUGGAAUGAGCGCUUCAAUCACAUAGAUACUGAGCACUUCAAAAAUGGCGAGCGGAUCGAGGAUUGGCUCCUACCUUCGGGACAUCUGACCAAGGGCCGAGAGCGCGACGGAACGGAACAAAUCGGAACGCACGCAGAUGGCGAUGGUGAGCCUCCAGCAGACGAUGUGAGCGAUGAUGAUACUGUCGGGAGUAUCUGUAACUCUGAGGGCGAGAACCCACGGGAUGAAACCCCGGUGGCGGCCCCAGAACAAGUACAUAACCUUCCACUUCGCCAAGCGAACACUCAUUUUCAAAACAAUUCUCCUAUGUUCAACCCUCUUCCCGACCAGACGAACUUACGAAAACGCAAAUUCUCCGCCCCACAACCGUCUCUAGACUAUUACAUUCGGGCGGAUAUUCCGGCUAUGGAGAAAAGAUAUAAGACCGACGAUGCGAUCCAAUCCCAUUAUGGGAACCUCGUCUACUGCUGCCAGUCUUCUGUGGCAGUUGUGGGAGUGAGCGCCAGCCUCUGCCUAAUGGAUAUAUAG